Molecule: messenger RNA, 1203 nt
Organism: Coniophora puteana RWD-64-598 SS2
Lineage: Eukaryota; Fungi; Basidiomycota; Agaricomycetes; Boletales; Coniophoraceae
Exons: 3
Coding region: 1-1203 (400 amino acids)
Source: RefSeq, a predicted model, not a curated record
AUGUACGGACAGCCCUAUGUACCAUUUACUGCACUAGACGCUGGAUCGGACGACGUGGCUCGGCUGCUUGCUGCAGCGCCUCAAGACGAAGCCCGGGAGGACGACUAUUCUUUCCUCAACGAUCCUCUACCAGAGCCCACCCCUACUCCCUUGCGCAGUCUCGUCGUGGACAUUGCGGUCCCGGAUGAACACCCUGACGCUCCUCGCCAUACAGACCAUCUCAACAAGCUCUGGCGACGGAAGUGGGAGUACUCGCAUGACGGACAUGUCAAAUACAGGUGUGAUGAGAAGGAAUACUUUUCGCGCACGCAGGCUGGCAAACGAGCAUUCGACAUGUACUUCUGGCUCCAGGAAGCUCAGUGCAUACUCCGUACAUUGCAGGAUUCGGCCGACGAGCACUCUGAGGUGCCCUUCUUCCCUCUCUUCUCUGUGCACGAGGACCUUCCUCGUCCCUCUGUCUUGGCGGCGCUGAAUAAACUCGCGGGGGAAGAUAUCCCAGGGAUCGAAUACUACGACCUCGUAUCUGGCACCUGGAAGGGGUGCAGUCUCCGCCACCGGUUCAUGGUGAAGUCGAACGGCUUCCUAUUCUUGCGCCGUGCAGGUGUCACCACCUGCAAGGACUUCGAUGAUAUCCUCGACGAAAGACUGAACACCUUGCCGGGGAACGCCAAUACGAACCUGCCUCGGCAGCGGGAGCUUCGUCGCCAAGAUGCAAAGCAGGCAAAGCGCACCGUCUCGCCAGCGUGGCCAUCCUCAUUGUCAUCAUCAUCCAGUGGAUCGAUGUUCUCUGUUCCUGACAACGCGCCCGGCAAACGGCGCAAACUGGACACUCUUUCACCAUCCAGCCAGAUUUCUUCGAGCUCCAGCCAGCUUUCUUCGAGCUCUGACUCAGGUUCGCUCACAUCAACGCCCUCGCUCCCUCGGUCGCCCUCGCCGGUGUGCAUCCAUAAACUCCUCGCCGAUAUUGCUGUGCAGAAUGGCUAUUCCAAGCGGACGGACUUUGGCACUGUAUCCCCGACGCUUGUGCUUUCUGAUGACGACACCCCUGCCUUGUCUAUGCAGGCGGUCGAGCGCGCUAUGCCCAGACGGCUCCCGGAGCCUCAGAGCAUGAUUUCUGGAGGAGGGCGCUCGACUAAGCCGUGGCCCAACGGCUGGCCCGCCGUCGACAUUAUUGACGGUUUCGAGCAGAUGAAGGAUCUUUGA